AUGGACGACUCGCCCACAAAGGCCGAGCACGGCGUCGUCGCCCCCGCCGAUCGGCGCAGCAGCGGCUACAAGUCGUGGAAGAAAAAGUACCGCAAGAUGCGCAUCGUCUUUGACCACAAGAUGCAGCAGGGCGAGGAGCUGCACAAGCGCGAGGACAAGGCCUCGGCUACGGUGAAGCGCCUGGCCGUGGAGAACGACCGGCUGCUCGACCUCCUCCUCGAGGUCAACAACUCGCCCCAGAUCCCCCCCGAACGGCGCAUCGACCUCUCCCUCGCCCCCCCCUCCAAUCCCGAGGCGCCCGCCCUGCAGCUCGACCGCGGGCACGCAAAGGAGUCGGCCUUUAAGCGCCUGGAGCAGCUGCUCAGCGACGUGCCGCACUCGUCGUACAGCGCCGCAAAGGAAGCCCACUCCCCCUACAUGGCCGACCUAGCCGUCCCCGAGGGCGAGGCACACCCGGCAAACUUCCUGUCCGCCGACGACGUCGACAACUACAUCUACGCCGUCGAUACCGCCCUCGACCCGGACUCGCACUUGCCUUCCCUUGGGCCCCGCGCUCACCCGGGCACCCACCCCGUCUCCCACCCGCAUCUCAAGAACCCGACCAGCGUCACCAACUGGCUGCGCAAGCACGCCCCCAAAAUCUUCCUGCAAGACAGCGAGCACGCCAGUAGUGGCGGCGCCGGUGGUGGCGGCGCCGGUGGCGACGCCGACGAUGCCGAGAGCGGAGCAGCCGCGGCCUCUGCCGGCGGCGGCGCACACCACCAAACGACCGGAGGUCGCAAGUCGCGCGGCGGCACCGGCGGCGGCGGGAACGGCUCGCGCGCCGACCGCGGCAGCAAGGCGAACCCCAAGGGCAAGAGAGCCAACGCGGCGGCGUCGCGGCUCGCGGCCGAGCGCGGGCCCGCCGGCGACUGGGACGCGAGCAUGGACGACGAGGGCGACUUUGCCACCACGCCCGGCGGCCGCGGCGGCAAGCGCAAGAGGGACGACGACCCCGGAUACCGGCCCGGCGGGUCGACGAGUCGGCCGUCCAAGAAGAAGCGCAAGAGCGAGGGCGGCGAGUCCACGCCCAGCGCCCGCCGCUCCAAGAAGGAAAAGGACAAGGACAAGGACGCCGUCGUCAGCAAGGAUGACUAG
Messenger RNA from Hirsutella rhossiliensis, 1137 nucleotides. RefSeq names its product IEC3 subunit of the ino80 complex, chromatin re-modelling domain-containing protein. NCBI's taxonomy places the organism in Eukaryota, Fungi, Ascomycota, Sordariomycetes, Hypocreales, Ophiocordycipitaceae. The coding region runs from base 1 to 1137 and encodes 378 amino acids. Gene Ontology annotation, cellular component: nucleus; Ino80 complex. The record is from RefSeq and is a predicted model, not a curated record. Gene Ontology annotation, biological process: chromatin remodeling. The transcript is spliced from 2 exons.